Messenger RNA from Schistosoma intercalatum, 1916 nucleotides. The record is from the annotation of a GenBank genome assembly. NCBI's taxonomy places the organism in Eukaryota, Metazoa, Platyhelminthes, Trematoda, Strigeidida, Schistosomatidae.
AAAAGUUUUAUAAUUAACACGGAAAUUGGAUUUUGUGUUUAAAGUUUUAGGAAUUGGACAUCAUCUUUUGUUUUCUCUUUUUUUUUAAUGUCAGAAUAUACAACUUCUAUCAAAUCACCAUAAUUUAUGUAAAUCAAUUCAUGCAAUACACAUAUUAGCAAAAAUAGAAUGAAUCAUUCAUAUAAUCAUAGUGAUUUAUUAACUAUAUCAUCUAUAACUAUAAAUAAUGAUAGUCGAAUUGAUUCAGAAACGCAUACAAUUACACAAAUUUGUUUUUCAUUAGCAUUUUGUUCUACAUUAAUCCAUUUAAUAUUUAUAUUAUAUUUUAAACGUAUAAGAAAACUUUAUGGUUUCUGUAUCAUGAUACAUUGUUUAUUUUAUUCAAUUUCAUAUUUAAUGACUUUAAUUACAUGUUCACUAAGUAAAAAAACUAAUCUUAUUCAUAUUAUUUUUGGAUAUUUAGCCGAUUAUUGUAUCUUGACAACUAUAAUCAUGAAUUUAAAAUCAUCAUUAAUGAUUGUUUAUUUAUUAUGGAAUAGACGAGAAAAUAUGACUUGUUACCAUGGAAACUAUCAAUUAUGUAAUUCUAGUAAUGUAUGUUUAAAUCAUAUAAAAAAAUUAUGUUAUAUAAUGGGACAUAUAAUGGUUAUCAUUUUACCUAUAUUAUGUAUUGUAAUUAGUAUAUUUUUAUUUGAAACCAAUAAUUAUAUCAGUGAAGAUCAUAAAGAAUUUGCUGUUAUAUCAUGUAAUUUAACACCAAAUUAUGGACAUUUUUAUAUUUUCUUUCCAAUAUUAUUUAUAUUAUUAUUAUUACAAUUUUCUUGUAUUUUAAUUAUAAUUAAAUUACUUAUUGGUCAACAACAAAAUACUAAUCAUUAUCAUGAUAAUAUUACAACAUUAUGGAAAACAACAAAUAUAAGUGCACGUUUUUGGAUUACAUUAAAAUUUACAAUUACACAUAGUUUGAUAUGGUUGAUUGCAUUUUUAGCAUUAAUACAAGCAUCUACUUCUAUUUGGCAUGUAUUCACAUUAUUAUAUAGUUUACAAGCUAUUUAUAUCACUGUAAAUUGUACAUUUACACGUCCUGUAUUAGAUUUAAUUUAUCAAUGGCGUGAAGAAAAAAUUGAUUAUUAUAAAAAUGAACAUCAUCUAUUAUUGAUUAAUCAUAUAUUAAAUACUAAUCAACAAAAUGAUACAAAACAAGAUCGAAUCAAUAAUAUAUUGAUUAAUUAUUAAGUAAAAUUCUAUAUAAACAUUGUUUAUAAGCGGCCUGUUUGAGCAUCUGAACUACCUGUUCCUGCCAUCUAGAUAUUUCAACAAGUUAUCUAUUUUUGUUUGUUUUAAUAUAUCAUAAUGUCUAUUGAUCGCAUAACCUAUCCUGGUGGAUUUCUGAAAAGUGAACAACUUUUCAUUGUCAAAAUUACAAAAAGCCCAAUAAGAGACAAUGCGGUUGCUGGUAAUAUACAGCAAAAAGAAUAUACAUUUACUGGACUGCUAACAUCUAACUGGCGAUCACUCAAUAUUUAUCAUCAGGAUCGACCAAGAAGUAAGAAACAGAAACUUGUUGAAAUACUUUGUGCUGAGAAUUCUAUAUUGUACCAAAAAUAUAAUAUUGAAUGAAGCCUAUAAUAAUAUUAAUCAUAUAUUUGUACAUGUUAAUAUACAGUUGUAUACAUAAAAUAAUAUUCAUUAUAUCAAUUCAUAUGUACAGUUAAUGAAGAUCUUGUAUUUCUUUUUAUUAUCAUUUGGCUCUUGUUAUGUGUAUGAAUUAAUGGAAGUAUUAAAUUUUCUUUUACCUUAAUUAUAAGUAGUAUGUUAAGAAGUUUUAUUAAUUUAUUUGUGAUGAUAGAAGUUUACAACAAACGAUUAAAUGUAAAAUGUAUUUGUAAAAUCUCAGUAAAAGAAUAUGAAAUCAA